Paramecium octaurelia is the source of this 387-nucleotide messenger RNA. Lineage: Eukaryota; Ciliophora; Oligohymenophorea; Peniculida; Parameciidae. The record is from the annotation of a GenBank genome assembly.
AUGUAUAGAAAGCCUUAGAAUUUAGGAUUUAAAUAAACUGAGAUUGUUGGAAUAAUUAAAAUAGUUAAAUAAUUUGAGUAAUUGAUGUAAGACGGAGGGAACGUGCAGGAUAGGGAUUUAUUUAUGAAAGAAAUGGACAAUUUGAUAUCUUAAAAUCAAUUUGGUUAGGCAGAAGUCUAGUUAACGAAAUAUAUUGAAAAAAAUGAGGCUGAUUCGGAUGCUUUUAAAAAGAGGUCCAAUUUAUACUUGAAGAACGGGAAAUAUAUACAAGCUUUGCAUGAUAUAGAGAAGGCUAUGCUUUUGGAUUCCUCAAUGCCUUGUUGUAAGAGCAGCUAUGAACAUUAUUAAAUUAAAAAGGGAUUAAUGAGAAUGAGUAAUGACAUUUGA